AUGGGAGAGAGGUUAUGCUUGGCAGUAGGAGUCAUGGGGAAUGUUGCUUCUUUGUUACUCUAUACGGCUCCCAUAUUAACUUUUUCAAGAGUCAUAAGGAAGAAAAGCAUGGAGGGGUAUUCUUGUGUUCCUUAUGUUAUUGCACUAUUAAACUGCCUCCUCUAUACUUGGUAUGGAUUGCCAGUUGUAAGCAAUAUGUGGGAAAACUUUCUUGUAAUUUCCAUCAAUGGUCUAGGGAUCCUUCUCGAAAUCUCCUUCAUAGUCAUAUACUUAUGGUUCACUUUAGGAGGAAAGAUGAAGGUAGCUAUGAUAGUGACACUUGUUAUCGUAAUCUUUUGCACCACUUCAAUCAUUUCAGUUUUUUCUUUCCAUGACCACCAUCAUCGAAAGCUAUUUGUUGGGAGCAUAGGACUAGUAGCCUCUGUAGCAAUGUACGGUUCUCCAUUGGUUGUAGUGAAGCAAGUCAUACUUACAAGGAGCGUUGAGUUCAUGCCGUUCUACUUAUCUUUUUUCUCAUUACUUGCUAGUUCACUUUGGAUGGCUUAUGGACUACUGAGUCAUGAUCUGUUUCUUGCGGUCCCAAAUAUGGUUGGUAGUCCUUUAAGUAUCCUUCAACUCAUGCUCUACUGCAAGUACAGGAAACAAGGAAUUAUGGAAAAACCAAACAAAUGGGAUUUGGAAAAGAAUGAUGAGAGAUCCAAACAACUUCAGCUUACAAUUGAUGAGAGGUUGCAUGGAAACAUAUAG
This is a messenger RNA of Carya illinoinensis, 747 nucleotides long. RefSeq names its product bidirectional sugar transporter SWEET3-like. Bases 1 to 747 code for a protein of 248 amino acids. The record is from RefSeq and is a predicted model, not a curated record. The transcript is spliced from 6 exons. Gene Ontology annotation, molecular function: sugar transmembrane transporter activity. Gene Ontology annotation, cellular component: membrane. Lineage: Eukaryota; Viridiplantae; Streptophyta; Magnoliopsida; Fagales; Juglandaceae. Gene Ontology annotation, biological process: carbohydrate transport.